Messenger RNA from Epinephelus lanceolatus (giant grouper), 5018 nucleotides. Its product is annotated as storkhead-box protein 2-like. Gene Ontology annotation, biological process: regulation of transcription by RNA polymerase II. The record is from RefSeq and is a predicted model, not a curated record. Lineage: Eukaryota; Metazoa; Chordata; Actinopteri; Perciformes; Serranidae. Gene Ontology annotation, molecular function: RNA polymerase II transcription regulatory region sequence-specific DNA binding. Gene Ontology annotation, cellular component: nucleus; cytoplasm.
GCGAGCAGUAGGCAGAAAGAGAGAGGCGAGCGGACGAAGGAGAAGACAAAGGAGAAGCCGAGGCAGUGCUUGCUCUGCUCUGGAUUAACCCUUUCUUCUUACUAAAUGUUGCUUUUUGUGGAUUUCUGUCUUUUAUACGUUCUCCAUCAUCCCUUUGCUCAGCUGUGGUACACUGUCUCUCUCUCUCACACACACACAGUUUUUUUUCCCAGAGGAUCAACUACUGGUGUGUAUGAAUGGAGUCCUGGAGGAAUGAUCAUGGAUGGAUGGAAGUAGAAGGGAGGAGUGUGUCUGCUUUUCCCAUGGAGAUUGUGUCGUUUUCUCUCCUCCUUCUGCUGGCUGCGCAGCCUCUUUCCCCUUGCUUUCUUUUGUAUUAGCGCCCCCUCCCUUACUCCCUCCUUUCUUUCUUCCCUCCCUUGGCUGUACAGGCUUUUGUCUCUCUGACAGGGAUCCAGGCUUGUCUUUUUGCCGCUCUUCCUACCCUACCCCCUUUGACCGACUCAAAAAGUACCGUUCCCUCUUUUCUUGUGCUUCUGCGAAAGCUUAAACCAAAUGAGUCUGAUGCCGAGCUAAGGCAUCAGGCUAGGCUAACUGCUAGCCACUGGAGUGGUUUAGACCCCUCAGCUUGUCACUGCGAAGUGUGCGUUUCUUGUGCGUUUGUGUGAGUGUAUGAAUUUAGACGUCAUGGCAGAAGCAUUGGCUCACACUUGACCAGUCAUUCCAUCGUGCAUUUGGUGUGACCUGAGGAGGGAGGAAGGCAACAGUAGAAGGGAAAGGUGUGUAUGCAGAGUUGGAAGUAAUCCCCCCUCCAUUCUUACUCAUGGCUCAACGUGCUCUCCUGAUGACAUGACCAUGAGAAAGUCUGGUCAACCUGGGACUGGAAUAUUCCUUAUUUUACAACAUGGUGAUUGUUAAAGUCAAAUUGUUACCACAAAAGCUCCAGAAUGGAAUUUACGUGAGGAACUGGGAACUUGCAGCCUUGGGUCAACCAUUUGGCCCAAAUAUUCAUAAGUUUGCUUGUGGAAAAAACUAUUUUGACUUAGUGUUGUGGAUAGAUUUACUAUCUGUCUGCCACCCAGCGUGGCAAGAAUGAAGAAGACAAGCAGCCGCACACUCAGGCGAGCAUGGCCCAGCUCUGAACUGUUAGAGCGCCUGCUGCCACCAGCAUCCUCUGCAGAGCCUCACAGGAGCCGACGCUCUCGCAGUGAGAAGGACUACAGAAUCCACAAACACAGCAAGAGGAGCCACUACCCUCCACAGUAUCUGUGUCAGAGUCCACCUGCUUACAUACACACAGGUGAUGUGUCACCCAUCAGCAUGUCCCCCAUCAGCCAAUCGCAGUUCAUCCCUUUGGGAGAGGUAUUGCUAUUGGCUAUCUCUGCUAUGAACUCCGCCCACAAGCCUGUCACUCAGGAGGCCCUAACUGAACACCUGCAGACAUGUUUUCCAGGUGUUCCCACACCAACGGAGGAGGUUCUGCACCACACACUGGGCAUGCUGGUCCGUGAGCGGAAGAUCUACCCAACACCAGACGGAUAUUUUAUUGUAACCCCUCAGACUUACUUCAUCACUCCGAGCCUAAUCCGAACUAGCUCCAAGUGGUAUCACUUAGAUGAGCGAUCGGCUGACCGUCACCAACAGCAGCAACAUCAGAACCAACAGCAGCAUCAGCAGACACAGUGCACCUCCCCUCUCUCUGGCACCAUCACCCCGUCCACCUCCGGAGCCGUGAGAGAACGAACACACCCGAAGUCCAGCCAAAACCACAGCGGGGGAGGCGGAGGAGGUGGGGAUUCUUUUUACAACAACAGUUACCGUGGAGACGAUCCCCCUAGCCACCACACCACCCUGCAGCGUCGAUCUCCCAAAGACCACCGGGAGACUUACUCAUCCCCCCACUCCCCACAAACACCUCCUCAGCAAGCAGGAGGCAACACAGAAAAGAGUCGCAGCACCCUUGGGUUCCCCUUCAAGACGGAUACGCUCACCAAGCACCGAGGUGGGGGAGGUGGGGGAGGAGGAGGAGGAGGAGGAGGGGGAGGAGGAGGAGGAGGAACUGGAGAGAUAGAGAAACAAACAGGUGGAGGAAGUGGUACAGGAAGUCGGAAAUUUGGUUUGAAGCUGUUCCGCCUGAGCUUUAAGAAGGACAAGGCCAAGCAGCUGGCCACCUUCUCCGCACAGUUCCCCCCUGAGGAGUGGCCGCUCCGUGAUGAGGAGGCACCUAGCCAGCUGCCACGCCAUGUAGAGAUGGAGAUCAUCCGGAGAAUCAACCCUGACCUCACUGUGGAGAACCUCGCCCGGCACACAGCUGUCAUGAAGCGCCUCGAAGAAGAGCGUGCUCAGAGGAGUAAAGCGUCAUCAGCCAAUCAGAGCUCCAGGAGUAGGAGAAGUGGGGGUAGACACAGGAAGCAGUCUCAAACCAAACUCAGCCGCUCACAUAGCAAGACGAGGGCGUCCCGCGGUGAGCCAAGUGACAGUUCUCACCUAGAGCUUGCGGACAGGGACUACAGAGCCUACUCAUCCUCACUGGCCCGGUCACCGAGGGAACACGCCCUGGCCAUGGAGCGGCAACGGGCCCGCCUUCACCUGGCACACAGCAAUCCCAACAUCCUCGACUCUUCCCACCUGCCUGUGACGCCAGAGUGGGAUGUGUCUGGAGAGCUCGCCAAGCGGCGCACAGAAAUGCCUUUCCCUGAGCCAAGCCAUGGCCCCUCAGCCCACCACUCCAAAGUCCACCGCUCACACUCCCACACCCAGGAGAGGAAGUCCAGAAAUGAACGCAGUGACAAGGCCAAGGAACGCUCCAGAUCCAUGGACAAUUCUAAAGGACCUCUUGGAGCGGGUUUGAUCGGACCACCUGAUUAUUAUGACGAUCGGAGCCGUUACUAUACUGACGAUGGCACCUUGCGAGCCAAUCAGAGCUCUUCUCACUACUCUCGUGCCACGCCCCCCUCAGCUAAGCUGCCUGUGGAUUCUCUGGGGUUGGAUGGUGGCAGGAGUUUAGAGAAAAGUAAGAGCAGGGACAGCCUGCCAGCAUACUCACCCAAACUACUGCCCACCGCCAUCCCUCCUGAUGAUUACUUCCAGUGUGCCGGUUCCUCUGAGGCUGCUCUCACAGCAGCAAAACCGCUGGGAACUCUGGGCAAAAGUAGCCAUGAUGGAUUAAAACUGGGCAGCACUGACAGGCAAACGGACAGACAGACUCCCCAUACUAUAGAAAAUAAGGAGGACUUGUCAAAGGUGGGACCUAAGGGUGGCAGCUUGCCUCCAAUACCCCUCUCUAUCCCUGACCCUCCACUACCUAAUGGACGACCUCCCCACAGUGCCUCCUCUGGUCAGGAGAAACGUAAGGAGAUCUUUAGUAAAGACACACUCUUCAAACCUCCUCCCAGCCUCCCUUUGCCCGGCUACAGCUCCCUGAGAAAACCCCCAGCCCUCACCUCCUCUACUCUGUCCUCGUCCUGCGAUGCACUUGAUUCCCAGGAGGCCUUUGAUGCUCCCAAACCUCUGGUGGCCACACCAUCUGCUCCCCCACAGGGGGUUGAACCCACAACCAGUGCUGCAGAGGCCUCCUUUGACUACUACAAUGUCUCAGAUGACGAUGAACUCGAGGAGGGGGGGAGUAAAAGUCGAGGAGAGGAUGAAAAAACUGGAGGAGGUGUUGUUGGGAUGGGAGGAGGUGGAGCAGGGACCAUGCAGUGGCUGUUGGAGAGAGAGAAGGAGAGGGACCUACAGAGGAGGUUUGAAAGAACCCUCACCUUCCCUGGUGCUAAAGAGAACCUUCCAGAGCCCAGUCAGAACCAGCAGUCAGCCCACUCUGCUAGACUGGACAGUAUGGACUCCAGCUCUGUCACUGUAGACAGUGGAUUCAACUCACCACGAACAAGGGAGAGCCUAGCGUCAAACACUUCUUCCAUAGUGGAGAGUAACCGUCGGCAGAACCUGGCACUGAGCCCCGGCCACCUCGGCAUCACUACAGGCAACGGCCCCCCCUUCUCCUUCCGCGCCAUCCCAGAACCUGCCGGCACCCAACCGGAGAAACUCCAGAAGCCCAGCGCUUGCCUUGCGUCAAUCACCAGCGUUUAGGGGCAGAACUAAGGGCUGGGUGGAGCGCCGAGAGCCAAUGGAGUGAGGCCAGAAAAUAAAAGUCCCACCCCUAAGGACUGUUACAUCUUUAGACUGACUGAAUCAGUGGAGCUGCCACAGGCCCACUGUGGAACUAUAGCUAUUAAAACACACACACACACACACACACACACACCCCUACACACACACUUGGACAGAUACAAACAGCGAAAUUUAGACUACCAGGAAACUGCUCUCUCUCACACAUACACACACAUAUACACACCAGGCCACUGGGCAGACUCUGACCAUGUCAUUCUACAGCCUCUAGUUUACACACUGCUGUUGUGUUGUUUCACUUUCACGUGGGUUUUAGUGCGUGUGCAGUGUGUGUGUGUGUGUGUGUGUGUGUGUGUGUGUGUGUGUGUGUGUGUGUGUGGGUGGGUGUAUGUUUGUAUAAUCUGUAAUCUCAGGUCAUGUUAUUUCCACUCCCAUUCCAGCUGCUCCAGAUCAGCGCAUCUCCCUCUGGUGGUGUCUCCUGGUAUUACACACUGAAGAGAUGCAGCUCUGCUGACUACUGUUACUGAUGGUACACACACUCUCACUGAUCCAGCUCCUACUCACUUUGUCUCUGUUAGUGUCUCUGUUCUAAAUUCACCACAGGCAGACUAGUUGUAAGGUGCAGUGCCACAAGAAGUGACUAUGAUAAUUAAUACCCUUGACCAUCACUCCAAAAUGCAUCAACAAUGUGAGGGGGUCAGACAGUCGAAUGAGUGACCUGUAAGCAGGACUGUUUCACUGUAACACUCUCUGUAGAAUGAAGCUGAGCAGUUGUUGUAUCUGUUGGAUGCCAUGAUGCCCAUUUAAAAAUGCCUUAACACUUUAGCUCCAGGGAUGAUGACAGGGGUUUUUAAUUACAGACUGUUCAGGCUGUCAUGGUGACAGAUCUUCUC